GGGAAAAGCCCUUCGAGGCGCGGAACCUUUCUGCCGCUUGUCCUUGUUCCCGCCCGGAACGACCUGGUCCCUUCUGGUUUCGGUCGCUAUGGCGCUGGCGCCGCUGGGUUCGUUCCUGGUGGCGCUGCUUGCGCUGCUGUGGCUGGUCUCGCGCUGGCUGCGACGACGCGGCGCGGGUUGGGGACACCGAACCCUGUGUGCGGCGGGACCAGCGCGGGCCGAUGACGUACGAGCCCUGGUCGUGACGGCGCACCCUGAUGACGAAGCAAUGUUCUUUGCUCCCACAAUCCUCAGCCUGGGCAGGUUUCGGGCCCAGCUCUGGCUGCUGUGCUGCUCUUCAGGAAAUUACUACAAUCAAGGGGAGAGUCGUAAGAAAGAACUUGUACAGAGUUGUGCUGUUUUGGGGAUCCCUUCUUCCAAUGUAACAGUUAUUGACCACAGGGACCUUCCAGAUGAUCCAUCUGUUGAAUGGGACACACAUCUCCUCUCUACCUUUGUGCUAGAGCACAUAGAAACCAACCACAUCAACCUGCUGAUAACCUUUGAUGCGGGAGGAGUGAGCGGCCACGCUAACCACAUCGCCCUUUACACGGCUCUAAGGUACCUGCAGUCAGAGGGGAAGUUACCUGAAGGGUGCCGGGUCCUUACGCUCAAGUCAGUAAACCUCCUCCGGAAGUAUAUCUCCAUCCUGGAUGUGCCUAUUAGCUGCCUCCAGUCCCAGGAUGUUCUCUUUAUACUAACCAAGGAGGAGUCUGAACUAGCCAAGAGAGCCAUGCAGUGCCAUCACAGCCAGCUUCUCUGGUUCCGACACACCUAUAUCCUGUUCUCACGCUUCAUGGUGAUCAAUUCACUUUGCCUUCUGUAAAGGGAAGGAGAAUCAUACACACUUCCAGGGAUAUUGAGAGACCAGAGAAGGGAGACAAAGAAAAGAGAGGCUCUGCCUGACCAAGCACUAUUGAAAGCUCUUGCUUCUUUAAUGUCUCAAGAAGAGGACAGAAAUCCACCUUCUGGGUGCCCUGCAGCCUCUGAUUGAAACAUACAGUAUUUACAUCCUUCUAAGUGUCCUUUGCCUGACAGCCUGGGUUCAAACAAUUACUGAACUCCCAUUGUAGUAGUGUAACUGGUCUUAGAACACCCAGCAAAUCAGAUUGAUCUGAGUCUAAUUACUAGUGAAGUCGAAUUUUGGAGGUGUUUAGGAUACAGCAUGUACUGUAUGUGCUUUUACAAUGGGUUUCCCCAGGGAGACCAGGCCCAGAUCACCACCUGGUGAUUCCUGCUUUUUAUCCAUUUCCCUCUGCUGUAAAGAUCAGGCACCAGGAGUGACUUGUCCAAGGAUACACAUUGUCCCUUGGGGUUUGAACCAGGAUCCUCACAGCCCUCAGGCUGUAACAUUGAACCACACAGGCCUGCCUGUCAGUCAGCCAGUUCCUGCUAAUGGAGGGCUGGUUUCUUGACUUUAAAAUGCCAAAACUUUAGGAAUAAAAUAUUAAAAAUUAUACAGACUAAUA
Molecule: messenger RNA, 1508 nt
Organism: Mauremys mutica (yellowpond turtle)
Lineage: Eukaryota; Metazoa; Chordata; Testudines; Geoemydidae
Gene: PIGL
Product: phosphatidylinositol glycan anchor biosynthesis class L
Exons: 7
Coding region: 89-865 (258 amino acids)
Biological process (GO): GPI anchor biosynthetic process
Cellular component (GO): endoplasmic reticulum
Molecular function (GO): N-acetylglucosaminylphosphatidylinositol deacetylase activity
Source: RefSeq, a predicted model, not a curated record